AUGAACAACGAAAAAAUACCAUUCAUUUUACAAUCAAAUAUAAUUUAUUUAGCAUGUACCUAUAGAGAUAGAUAUCAAUCUACUCAUAGAUUACAUAUUAAAGAUCUAUUCAAUACUGCCAAUGUUUCGAAAAGAUGGAGAGCAUCGGUUAAACGGUUAGUUGUACAAUACUUUCCUCUGGUGUUCAACCCAAGUCACUCUCUUCGAGAGUAUAAAAGACAUCUUUCAAAUCCUUUAUGUCUAUAUGACCACAUUCAAGUGAUCAAACCAAACUUGCAAAAGGGUUCACAAACGAUGCCACUCGAGAGUAACCUAAAGUACAUAACAGAGAAUGACAAAAGAAUGCAAUGGUUUCAAGGUUCAUUUCUCAAUCAACUAGAGACAAUAGAUUUGAAUUACCUAAACAUCAACAUUCUAUCAAGUGUUAUGCCCAUCUUGACAUUGGUAUUUCAAAGUCCUCUACCAAAGUUAAAUGCCUUGUACUUUCCAAUUCAAAAUACAUCAGUCAAAGAACUUGUCAUGCAACCAAUACCAACAUCAAUACAACUACAACAACAUCAACAACAACAACAGCAACAACAACAACAACAACAAAUAAUACCAAUACAACCAUUAGAAAUAGUAGAAAUAUUAAAAAUCAGUUUAAAUGAUUUUGAUUGGUGUCCUAUUCUUUGUCAUUUCAAACAACUGUUGGUUCUGGAUGUUAGUGUCGUGAAAAGAGACUAUUCAAUCAAUACUCUCUUUUCAAGUAUCCCACAAACAGUAUCUAAACUAAAGAUAUGGUUUGCUAGAGAUACUACUCAAUCUGAGAUUCAAUGGUGCUUGUUAACUCAAUCAAUAGAGAUAUUACAAUUACCCGAUCAUACAGAACCGACAGCAUCAUUGAUUCAAUACCUUUCAAAGAAUAGUAACAUUCAAGAAUUGAAUUAUUUGUUGCCAGUAGAUACGUCCUUGUCAUUGGAUCUUUUAAAAACAACAAAGAUAAAAGACAUCAAACUACUGUUGGGGUCAUCCAUUCAAAGCGAGUUUCGUAAUUCCACUCUUUCUUCAACAACAGAAACCAUCAACAUUCAACUUUAUCUUCAAGGUUUCUCUUCAUUGCUAUUUAGUGAUUUACUAUUAUCAAGUUAUUUGCCCAAACUCCAAACCAUCAGCAUCGACUUGGUAUCAACCACAAUGCCACCAGAAUGUCUGUUUGAUGUAUUGAUUGGAUUAGUUCAAAAAUCGAGUACAUUACGAGAAAUAAGACUAAAGAUGCCUUCUCCUUCAUUUCAAUUAAACCAAAAGUUCUCACAGUCUUGGCCAACUUGGCAUCCAUUGCUCUGCGCAGCCAUCCAAGAUAGCAAGUCUAUGAAGAAAUUAGUUUAUGUGGACCUAAAUAGCAAGUUGAUACCAUUGGGAGUCAAACAUCCCUUGCUGGAAAACUUAAAGAAAUCAGAAUUUGAAAUAUUAAACACAAAUAAUGAAGCAAUCAAAUUAGAUUCCUAA
Cavenderia fasciculata is the source of this 1488-nucleotide messenger RNA. RefSeq lists its product as uncharacterized. The coding region runs from base 1 to 1488 and encodes 495 amino acids. Lineage: Eukaryota; Evosea; Eumycetozoa; Acytosteliales; Cavenderiaceae. The record is from RefSeq and is a predicted model, not a curated record. The transcript is spliced from 2 exons.